This is a messenger RNA of Podarcis lilfordi (Lilford's wall lizard), 31123 nucleotides long. NCBI's taxonomy places the organism in Eukaryota, Metazoa, Chordata, Lepidosauria, Squamata, Lacertidae. The record is from the annotation of a GenBank genome assembly.
GCGCGCUCAGUCCGUCCAGUUGCCCCGACGGGGGGCUCGGCAGGGGCGGCGGCGGAGCGAUGCGCCCGGCGGGGGCGCUGCCCUGGGGGCUGCUGCUGGUGCUUUGGGGGGCCCUGCUGGGCCGGCAGGUGCGGGGCCUCCGCCACAGCGUCUACUGGAACGCCAGCAACCACAGGUAACGCCGCCGCACCGAAAGUAUUUGAAAAAGAAAAAAGAAAGAUGGGGAGGGAGGGAUCCAGUGGAUCUGGGUCGAGGAUCCCCGUUUAGGCCUCACCUGCGCCCCGAUCCCUCCCAGAAACGCACCCGCCUGCCCCACCUCCCGGCCCCUGCGACCCUCGGGGGCCAUUGCCGCCGUGCGCCCCCUCCUCCCACAAAUCUUCAAGUUUUCUGGAUCUUCGCUUGCGGUUUGUUGGACGGGACUCUUUUUUCUGUUGUUCGACUGGAGAGAGAGGGGCAGAUUCCCCACUUGGUUCCUUCUUGCCUCUUACACCCCCUCCCCAAAAUAAAUGGGGUUCAGGUCCUGCGAGGCUUCGCCGGCCCUUCUUAAACUCGUUCUCCCCCGGGCAGGAUUUGGUUAAAGAGGCCGGUGGGGUGGGACGUGGGGGGGGGGGGAGAGAGAGGGGUGAGGGGCUUGCCUCUCCUCCCCCACCUCCCCUUUCCGAGCUGGCUUCGUGUUGCGCGCUCAGCAUCUCUUUGUCUGGCGGCCUCCCAGGUGCCGCCCCCCUUUCCCCCAUCUCCCUCCAUGAAAAAUUCGCCUCUGCCCCCCUUCUUCUCUUCCCCGCCCCCCCCCAAGCUGGCCGUUGGAGGGGGUGUUGCUCAUCCAGUUAAUGCGGGGAGGAAGGGGGUGUCUCCCCUUUGAACUACCUGGCAGGAGAGUCUUGCCAGGCUAUUAAAAAAGCACAUUUUCUUAGGUUGGCGUGGCAUUGGUGGCAGAGUUUGGCUGGGCUGGCGGAACCUCUUUAGGCCUGGCUGCUGCCUUGGCCUCUGUUUUCUCUCUCUCCCCAGAGAGUCUUGCCCGGUCUUGUGCCCUACAGGUGCCCGGAGGCUUGGGUGCCUGUCCUUGCUUGUUGGGCCUCUCUUGUGGGUGAUGUUUGCCCUUGCUCCUGCCGACAGUUGCUUGGGGGGAGAGCUUCCUGGGGUCCCAGUGGCAAAAGUGACCCCUAACAGCCAUUCGCUAUCUGGGGGGCUCUGCCAUGCUAUAGGUUCAUUCCGCCUCUUUUCCCCAGCCUAGAGUAGUUUAAGGCUCUUAGCUAAGUCAGGAGAGCGUGAGACUCAUAGGGUUGUGUGGGUUCAGGCCCCACGUUGGGCAAAGGAUUCCUUCAUUGCAGAGGGUUGGACUAGAUGACCCUCGGGUCCCUUACAGCUCUACAGUUCUAUGAUUCUGCGAACACCCUCCCUGCUGCCUGAAACCAUAGAGAGCUGCUGCCAGUAUUGCCCAGAUGGAACAAGGGUCCGACUUGGAGUAAUGUUGCUUCCUAUGCUCCUCUGUAAAUCAGCACUUUAUUUGGAACAAUGAGGGCUGGAAUCUUGAUUUAUUUUUAGGGGACGGGCCAGAGCUCUGUCUUGGAGCCCGUGCUUUGCCUGCAAAGGUUCUCAGGUUCAAUCCUCAGCAUCUCCAGGUAGGGCUGGGAAAAGGACCCUUGCCCUAAACCCUGGUGAGCCUCUGCCAGUCAGUGCAGGCAAUACUGAGCUAAGUACAACAAUGGCCUGACUUCAUAGAAGGCCGUUUCCUAUGUUCUUGUAUAAAACCUUGAGGACUGGGAUCUUUAUUUUAUGGCAAGGGCUUGUAGGCCUGGAGUCUAGCGCAAAGCAUCUGGUUGGCAUUCAGAAGGUGCCAGAUUCAAUUCCCAGUAUCUUCAGGCUGGGAAUAUCCCUUGGCGGAAACCCUGGAAAGCCACUGCCAGCCAGUGUGGACAAUACUGACCUAGAUGGACCAACUUCUUACAAUCCCACGAAUGAGAAAGAAGAGCCAACUCUGGAUGUCUCUAAGGAAUGGUACCCAUGUCACAUUUUUCCUUGAGAAAGAGAGAAACAACAAAUUGAAAAAAACAAAUACAGUGGUACCUCGGGUUAAGUACUUAAUUCAUUCCGAAGGUCCGUUCUUAACCUGAAACUGUUCUUAACCUGAGAUACCACUUUAACUAAUGGGGCCUCCUGCUGCCGCCGCGCUGCCGGAGCAUGAUUUCUGUUCUCAUCCUGAAGCAAAAUUCUUAACCCGAGGUACUAUUUCUGGGUUAGGCUAGUCUGUAACCUGAAGCGUAUGUAACCUGAGGUACCACUGUAAAUAAAAACUGAGAUUGGAAAAGGCCUGCUCACUUUCAAAUACGGAUUUUCAGCGCAUUUGAGUUCCCUCUCCAGAGCAAUGCUAACUUUCUGGAAGGCCUCCCCUUUGCUUUUCUGCUGUGCACUCUGCACAUGCACAGGAGCCAUUUCUGCCCGCCUGCCAUUGAUCCCAGGGUUGAGCUUGGGCCUUGUGAAUGGGGCGCCUCAGCUCAGCACAAUUUUAAGCACUCUGUGUUGUGUGGCAGUGCCCCGGCCCUGGCACUAAUCUCCUUUUCUCUCUCUCUCUCCCUUUUACUGUUGUCAAGCUUAUCCUCCUUUUUCCUUCCUCGGUGGGGCCCACCCGGGGAGGCGGAGGGGGCGAGUCGGGGCGAGUCUGGCUGGUGGGGGGGACGGGACACGGAGAAGGAGGGUGGGAGCUCAGAGUUACACGGGAACAUUCCUGCUUGUUUUGUUUUCCCUGGCGUGGGAGAGUCAGGUUAGUUGGCGCUUGGGUCUCGGGCCUAGCCAGAGCGGCCUUGGGAGUGCCAUGGAGGGGGGAGCUGGCUGCCGGCCCGAUCAGAAUUAUAAAUCCCGCGGAAGGAUGGCAGGGUGAGAGGGAGCUCCGAACGCCGUUUGGGAGGCUGGGAAAGGCACACACACCCCCGGACCGUGCCAGUUUGUGCAAUCUCAAUCUGUACUUUUAUUCCUCCCCCCACCAUAUCACUCAUUUUCGCAAGAAUGGGGUCACAAUUCUAAGUGUUGGUGCUGACCUUUCAAGCCCUAAACGGCCUCGGUCCAGUAUAUCUGAAGGAGCGUCUCCACCCCCAUCGUUCUGCCCGGACACUGAGGUCCAGCUCCGAGGGCCUUCUGGCAAUUCCCUCACUGCAAGAAGCGAAACCACAGGGAACCAGGCAGAGGGCCUUCACAGUAGUGGCCCCCGCCCUGUGGAACGCCCUCCCACCAGAUGUCAAAGAGAACAACAACUACCAGACCUUUAGAAGACAUCUGAAGGCAGCCCUGUUUAGGGAAGCUUUUAAUGUUUGAUGUAUUACGGUAUUUUAAUAUUUUGUUGGAAGCCGCCCAGAGUGGCUGGGGAAGCCCAGCCAGAUGGGCGGGGUAUAAAUAAUAAAUUAUUAUUAUUAUUAUUAUCAUCAUCAUCAACCUAAGUCUGGCCUGUAUUACUAGAGUAUUACGAAUACCAGAAGGCUGCCCCGUCCCCUUUGCUGGAUCAGGCCGAAGGCCUUAUCUCAGCCAGCAUCCUGUUCCCACAUUGGCCAGCCAGAUGAGAAGACUGGAGGCAGCAUUCCUCCCUCCCUGGCACUUCUAAGGGGAGCCCUGCAGGAUCAGGCCCAUCCAGGCCCGCAUCCUGUCCUCCCAGUGGUCGUUCAGAGGCCCACAGGCAGGCUGUGAACCAGUGCUAGAAACUCGGGUUCGUACGCUAGACGCCACCUUCAACCCAGGUUGCGGUUGCCAUAACGGGACGUCUGUUUGCCCAGGGGGUUGGGCUAGAUGACCCGUGGGAUCCCUUCCAACGCUACGAUUCUGUGACCUCAACUACAUUGCUUGCCCUUGCGACGCUUCGCUGGUCCCAGUGUGCAAGGAGGAGAAAGGCAAAUGGGAAACGGAAUUAGCUAUAGACUAAGGCAGAGGCUUUUAAACUUGGUCGCCAGCUUGGCACCCAGAAAUCCUUGUCUGAAACCCUGGAAAACUGCCUCUGGCCAGUGUACACCAGGGUUUCCCAGACUUCAGUUUCCAGCUGUUUUUUCCAACUACAACUCCCAUCAUCCCCAGCUAUCAGGACCAGUGGUCAGGGAUGGUGGGAACUGUAGUCCAAAAAACCUAGCCAGAGACCCAAGUUUGGCAAAACCCUGGUGUAGACAGUACUGAACUGGGUGGACCUAAUGCUCUGACUCAGGAUGAGGCCACUUUCUAACCAGUCUUGACGUUUGAGCCUUUAACACCGAACCAUGAGGACUAGAAUCUUGAGUAAAUUUUAGAAGAAAUGAAGGCCCAAGCUUGAUCCCUGGCAUCUCCAGGUAGGGCUGCGAGAGAGAGCCGUGCCUGAACUGAUAGCUCAAGUCAGUAGAGCAUGGGUAGGCAACCUAAGGCCCGGGGGCCAGAUCCGGCCUUCUCAAUCCGGCCCACGGAUGGUCCGGGAAUCAGCGUGUUUUUACAUGAGUAGAAUGUGUGCUUUUAUUUCAAAUGCAUCUCUGGGUUAUUGGUGGGGCAUACGAAUUCGUUCAUUAUUAUUAUUUUUUGAAAAUAUAGUCCGGCCCCCCACAAGGUCUGAGGGACAGUGGACCGGCCCCCUGCUGAAAAAGUUUGCUGACCCCUGCAGUAGAGCGUGAGGCUCUAAAUCUCAUGGCCAUGGGUUCAAGCACCAUGUUGUGUCAGAGAUUCCUGCAUUGCUUGGGAACUGGACGACCCUUCUGGUCCCUUCUGAUUCUAUGAAAUCCUGCAGAGCUGCUGCCAGUCAGUGUAGACAGUAUGGAGCUAGUCAGUGUUCUGACUCUGUGUGGCAGCUUCCUAGCUGGUUCAGCAUCCUUGUUUCUGCAGUGAUGUCUCUGGGAAGCCCCUGGGGGGGCAAAAACGAACUUGAAUGGGGCAGAAAGCCUCCUUGCUUGUUGGAAGUGAGUAUUGAGAGGCACCCUGUCUCUGAUCCUGGGGAUGGUUCUCAGCCAUGCUGUCUCGUAGCCAUCGAUAUAGACUUCUCCUCCGAGGAUUUUGUCUAAUCCCCUUUUAAAGCCCUCUAAAUUGGUGGCUUUCACCACAUCUUGGGAUAGCUAAUGCCGUAGCUUAACUCUGAGCCACGCGAAGAAGCAGCAUUUCCUUUCGUCUGUCCAGAAUCUAUCUCUGCCCUCUCUCUCCCGCCCAGAUGUAGAUGUAUAUAUUAUCCACAGCUUGUAUUAAAACUAAAUUGUACUCUUUGAGAGUAGAGCCAUUGGAAACGACUGGACCUCAGUUAGGUCACCGUCCAUUUGAAGCCCUGUGGCGCCAGUCAUGGCUUCCUGCAAAGGAUUCUGGGAGCUGUAAUUUGUUCAGGGUGCUGAGAGGAGCUACAGUGGUACCUCAGGUUACAUAUGCUUCAGGUUACAGACUCCGCUAACCCAGAAAUAGUGCUUCGGGUUAAGAACUUUGCUUCAGGGUGAGAACAGAAAUUGUGCUUCAGCGGCGUGGCAGCAGUAGGAGGCCCCAUUAGCUAAAGUGGUGCUUCAGGUUAAGAACAGUUUCAGGUUAAAUACAGACCUCCGGAACGAAUUAAGUACUUAACCUGAGGUACCACUGUACUAUAUUUACCAUCUCAUCUCUCUGCGGUAGUUUAUCUUAAAGUUUUAAGUGUCUAUACGCUGAUCGCGUUUACAAAUUUUAAAUUUAUUGUUGUACAAUGUUUUGAUUGUUUGUUUUCCUUCUGGGGCUGUACCCCCAGGUGUGUUUUAUAAGCUGGUCUCUGACCGUAAUAAAUUAUCUAUCUAUCUACUAUAUUACCAGAGCUACAAUUCCCGGAGAGCUUUCGCCGUCAAGGAGCUCUGGGAGUAGUAGCUCAGGGAAACGAAUAGUGUUUCCUAAGAACUCUCAUAAUGAACCUUAACAAAAUACGGUACCCAUGAUUUUUAAAAAAAUUUAUUUUUCGCAGGUAGGAGAACCAUGACUUUUUUUUACAAAUGGUAUGGUAGCGCUUUAAGUGUGUGGAGUGAAUGUGGACUUAGGGAUGUGUAAUAUUUUAACCCCUUGCACUUAGAAAUGGAGUGUGUCAGGCAGAAAGUUCCAAUACUGCCCUUUCCCCUGAGAUGCUAGCUUUCUAAGGACUGUACCGGGAUAGUUUUGUACCUAAGAAUGUUGAAGCAGACGCACAUCCCACCUUCCCAGCCUGAAAUGGCGCUGCUCCUAUCCCAGACCAUCACCCACUUACCUGGAGAUAAGCCCCACCAAACUCUCUGAACUUCCUUCUGAGUAACUGUUCUAACAGGUACAGCUCGAAACUCUGGGAUGUAAAUUUGUAAUGUGCAGGUUUGAAGUUUGGGCGAAGCUAAUUUGACUGGCUUUUUGCCUCAGUGGAGCCGACUUGUUUUGGAGUAGGGCUGGCGCUGUGGGUUAAACCACAGAGCCUAGGACUUGCCGAUCAGAAGGUCGGCGGUUCGAAUCCCCGCGACGGGGUGAGCUCCCGUUGCUCAUUCCCUGCUCCUGCCAACCUAGCAGUUUGAAAGCACAAAGUGCAAGUAGAUAAAUAGGUACCGCUCCGGCGGGAAGGUAAACAGCGUUUCUGUGCGCUGCUCUGGUUCACCAGAAGCGGCUUAGCCAUGCUGGCCACAUGACCCUGAAGCUGUACGCCAGCUCCCUCGGCCAGUAAAGCGAGAUGAGCGCCACAACCCCAGAGUCGGCCACGACUGGACCUAAUGGUCAGGGGUCCCUUUACCUUUACUACCUCUAGAAGCUUUCUGAAAGCCUCUGGUUGGCUGCUUUUGGGAUUGAAAUUGCUGGCAUUGGAUGGAGUCUCCUUGUGUUUCUUUUGCAUUUGGAGUUUUGGAUGUUAACAUUUGCCUGCCUGCCUAAGAAAGCAGCGACUACAAUUUGCUGAUCCAUUGACAUUCCAGGAGAUUCCUUGCUUUGCUGAGAUUCUGUGCACGUUUCCUUGGGAACCCAUGCUUACUUGGGAGUAAGUCCUGUUGAAUUCAGUGGCACUUACUCCAGAAUUACUCCUUCAAACCAAGAAUUCUUGGGCUGCAACCCGCAACCUAUUCCAGUUUUAGACUCACUAUAUUCAUUUGGGUCCUAGGCAGAGGCUUUGAGAAUUCAUUGUUGGAGAUUGUGUGUGUGUGUUUAAAAAAACUAUUUCUUUAUUCUUAAGAAAGGAAUAUAAAUCUGCAAACUGUGGAUUGCCUCGAGAUUUAAUUAUCCAUUGGGACUAACUGAAGUUCUAUCGCAAGGGUAGCCAGAGUGGUGCCCUCCUGAUAUAGUCGGACUUCAACUCAUGUGGCAGUGAGUUCCACAGUUUAACUAUGUACCAUGUAAAAAAGUCGUUUCUUUUAUCUGUCCCAAAGCUUUGGAGGUCCAUGAGUUCUAGUGUUGGGAGAGAGGGAGAAAAGCUCUUCACUUUCCCUGUUCCGAACAUAAUUAUAGAAAUUAUCAAGUUGUGGUCCAGCAAAUAUCUGGAGGGCUCUAUGCACGCUACCUCUGGAUGGGCUUAUUCUAGGCUUGAAUUUGGUCGCAUCCAACCCAAUGAUCCCAGCUGAGGUGGUGUGGUUGGGCUGCAGUCCUGUUCACACUUACUUGGGAAUAAGACCCAUUAAACUCAGUGAGAUUUAGUUCUGAGCAGAGCUAAGAAGUGGAAGGGAUCAUCCAGAACAUUAUUGUAGAAAACUUGAACAUUUGGGGUUUUUUUGGGGUGUGUGUGAAAGUGCAAUAUUGAUAUAUAUACAUUUUUUAUAUUCUUUUUACGGGUGUAGGUUUCCUUUUUAAGCUUUGAAUGAAAAGGUAGGAGAGACAAUAUAUAAAUUUGUGGUGGUUUUUUGCAAGCAGAUUUGCACAGGGGGAAUUCCAAAAGAAAAUUCCCUCUGUUUCUCGUGCCUUUUUACUCCACUUCAGUCUCCAUUGCCCCUGUUGAUACAUCUUCAUCUUUCGAAACAGCCAGCUAUUUGCUUGUGAGGCUUUAAUGUUGAAGAACCCUUCGGUUGAGAUUGUGUUUGUGUGUGCUAAAAAUACAGCUCACUUCUGCAAGAGACAGUACAUGUUGCUGCCUUCAAGAAUGCCGCUCUGGCCAGCUAUGCCAAUGGUCUGGAGGACCAAAAGUAGUUGCGUUCUGGGUCUCUUCCGAAAAACUUAUCUGCCCUUUCUCACUGCCUCUCCCCCUGCCACAAAGAAAAUCCCUUUCAACUCUCACGUGCACCCUCUCUGAAACACAGCCUCAGACCCUGGUCCCCUCCAAACUACUACUACUAAAUUUUUAUUAUUUAUACCCGACCCAUCUGGCUGGGUUUUCCCAGCCGCUCUGGGCGGUUCCAACAAAAUAUUUAAAAUACAAUAAAGCAUCAAACAUUAAAAACUUCCCUAAACAGGGCUGCCUUCAGAUGUCUUCUAAAAGUCAGACAGUUGUUUAUUUCCUUGACAUCUGAUGGGUGGGCGUUCCACAGGGUGGGCGCCACUACCGAGAAGGCCCUACGCCUGGUUCCCUGUAACUUUGCUUCUCGCAGUGAGGGAACCACCAGAAGGCCCUCAGCGAUGGAUCUCAGUGUCUGGGCUGAACGAUGGGGGUGGAGACGCUCUUACAGGUAUACAGGACCGGGGCCGUUUAGGGCUUUCAAGGUCAGCACCAACACUUUGAAUUGUGCUCGGAAACGUACUGGGAGCCAAUGUAGGUCUCUCAGGACCAGUGUUAUGUGUUCUCGGCGGCCGCUCCCAGUCACCAGUCUAGCUGCCGCAUUCUGGAUUAGUUGUAGUUUCCGGGUCACCUUCAAAGGUAGCCCCACGUAAAGCGCAUUGCAGUAGUCCAAGCGGGAGAUAACCCGCACCAUUCUGGCAAGACAGUCCCCGGGCAGGUAGGGUCUCAGCCUGCGUACCCAGUGGAGCUGUUAGACAGCUGCCCUGGACACAGAAUUGACCUGCGCCUCCAUGGACAGCUGUGAGUCCAAAAUGACUCCCAGGCUGUGCACCUGAUCCUUCAGGGGCACAGUUACCCCGUUCUGGGCCAGGGAGUCCUCCACACCCGCCUGCCCCCUGGCCCCCCAAAACAGUACUUCUGUCUUAUCAGGAUUCAACCUCAAUAUGUUAGCCGCCAUCCAUCCUCCAGCCACCUCCGGACACUUCACCACCUUCACUGGUUUCGACUUGAAAGAGAGGUAGAGCUGGGUAUCAUCCGCAUACUGAUGAACACCAAGCCCAAACCCCCGAUUAUCUCUCCCAGCAGCUUCAUAUAGAUGUUAAAAAGCAUGGGGGAGAGGACGCAACCCUGAGGCACCCCACAAGUGAGAGCCCAGGGGUCUGAACACUCAUCCCCCAACACCACUUUCUGAACACGGCCCAGAAGGAAGGAGCAGAACCACUGUAUAACAGUGCCCCCAGCUCCCAACCCCUCUAGACUAGGGGUCAGCAAACUUUUUCAGCAGGGGGCCGGUCCCCUGUCCCUCAAACCUUGUGACUACAUUUUUUGGGGGAAAUGAACGAAUUCCUAUGGCCCACAAAUAGCCCAGAGAUGCAUUUUAAAGAAAAGCACACAUUCUACUCGUGUAAAAAAACCCAGGCAGGCCCCGCAAAUAACCCAGAGAUGCAUUUAAAAUAAAAGGGCACAUUCUACUCAUGUAAAAACAUGCUGAUUCCCGGACCGUCUGCAGGCGAUUGGCCGGAUCUGGCCCCUGGGCCCUAGUUUGCCUACCCAUGCUAGACGGUCCAAACAGCAAGGCCAAUGAUCAAGGGUGAUAGGGUUUGGAGUAGACAAACAAUGUCUGGCGGGCCCCAUGCCCACUUGCAUACAUGUGCAGACCCUGGUGCUUUGAAGAAUUCACAGCAGCCAUGCGCUUGUAUGCGCGCACCCAUGCUCUUUGAAGCAAACACGCACACUCUUACACACUUCUCUUCGUACGCACAAACAAACACACUUUCUCACCUACAUUCUUCUCUGUCCACCCACCAAUCAUGUACAUGUCUAUUUUUGGUGGUUUCUAUGGGGUGAGUGAAUGUGGCAACCCUCCCCUCCUUGUGUUCCCUCGCCCCACCAACAUCUAGGUUGAGGACUCUGGAUAAGAAACUAACAGCACGUCCUGUUUGGCAAACUCGGUUCUCACGUCUGUUUUAAAAGGGGCCUAUUAUUUGCCCGCUUCCGAACUUUGUACCCUCUCUUGCAAAACCCUCGCAGCCUUGGCUACGCUCUUAAUCUGGGCUUGGAGCGCUCUUCUGUUUAGUCAUUGUGAGGUGGCUGCUGUUGUUGUUUUACAAAGCUUCUCAUGCAGGUAAGACAACAACAACUCCAGAGGUGCCGUUAACCUGGCGAGGGCGAAGGCAUAACUCUGCCUCCCCCCCCCCCCCGAAACAAAAACCCUGGCUCUAAAACUGCAGAACUCUGGAAGAAAUACUAGACAAGGUUCUCUGGGAAGUGUGUUUCCUUGGCUCUUGAAACCAAGGCUGCCCCCAAGCCUCAGACGGCUGAGAUUUGGGGAAAAGUUUCCCGUAUCUGAGAAUUUGACACCUCGGCUGUCUUGCAUCUCUCCAAACAUUAGUAGCUGCGAAUCCUAGCCAGACUUUUUGGACUGCAGGGCAGUGAGGCAGGCUUUUUGCUGUCGAACUACAUUCCCUUGCGGGUUGUCUCUGUGGCGUGGUGGACCCGUGCCAGCAGCAGGCAGGCCUGAAGUCAGUGGGGGAGGCUCAGACCCCAAAUUGGGGUUCCCUUUCCCUCUGUUUCUGUUCCUCCUUUCUCUCUCUUUGCCUCGAUCCAGUUAAAGCACAUAGCUGCUCCCCAAAGAAUCCUGGGAAUGGUGGUUUUUAAAGGGUGCCAGGAACUGUAGCUCUGUUAGGGGGUAAACUACAGUUCCCAUGAUUCUUGGAUGGGGGAGGGUGUGACCACCUCCUCCCUCUCCUCCUCUUUGUCCGGCAGAGUUUGAAACCGACAGUUCUUAGGAAUAUACCGUAUUUUUCUCUCUAUAAGAUGCACGAGACCACAAGGCACACCUAGUUUUUGGAGGAGGAAAACAAGAAAAAAAAUAUUCUGAAUCUCAGAAGCCAGAACAGCAAGAGGGAUCGCGACGCAGUGAAAGCAGCAAUCCCUCUUGCUGUUCUGGCUUCUGGGAUAGCUGUGCAGCCUGCAUUCGCUCCAUAAGACGCACACACAUUUCCCUUUACUUUAGGAGGGAAAAAGUGAGUCUUAUAGAGCAAAAAAUACAGUAAAAAGAAGCUGCCUUCUACUGAAAGUCAAACCGCUGAUCUAUCUAGCUCUGUGCCAUCUACACUGACCGGCAGCAGCUGCCUUCCUGGGUUUCAAACAGGAGACUUUCCACUGGGGUUUAACACGGAGGAACUUUGGUGCAAAGCAAACCUAGAGAACUCGUUGCUUCCCAAAGGUCUUUUGGAAUUAGCUCCAGACCCACCGGUUGCCCAUCCAUGCUUUUUAGAUAGAACAUUUUACAUGUGGAUGGUUUUUGCAAUGCUAUCCUUGGCUUACAUGGGAGUAAGUCCCAUUGCAGUUAGUGGGACUUUCCUCCAAGUUAAAAUACACCGGCAGUCGUAGACCUGAGUUGCUUGGGAGUGAUAAGAAACCCUAAGAUAUCAGUGCAGUUUGAGAAGAGUCCUCCUGCCAUCUUGAUUCAAAAUGGUGCCCAACUGUAUCCAAACAUAGAAAACUUAGUUCUGGAUCUCAAAGACCACUGUGCAAAACUUGGUUCUGCUCUCGUAAGAGGUUUCCGAGUGUAAAGCAGACAGCCAACUUCCGAAACCACACCCUUGAUAGGAUCCACCCUGGAUAUUAGGAUCCUCCUGGGAUGUGGGGACAGUUGGGUGACUAAAUUUCCAAUAAUGGAAACAAGUAACACAGACCUAGCUUGUUUUGAAUGUCUGCGGGUGCUCUUGGCUAAUUGGUGAAAAUCAAGGUUGUGUAGACUUUAAAAAUAAAUAAAUCUGGUUAUAUAAAUAUUUGACUCUGUGUGAAGUUUGUCCUCUCCACACCCUGCUUACUUAGCAGUUCACGGUUGAGUCAAACGAGAUGCGGGCUGUUCCGUUGUGGGGUGUGUGUGUGUUUUUCUCUAAUGCUGCUACCAGAUCCAAAUUUAAUCAGAGUUGCGGUGAUAGGACGGAGUCCUUUUUGUUGAAGCUCCGCCAUCCCCCAGUUGCUUUUCCAUCUGUUGGGGAAAAGAUACUGAUGUCCUCUAUCUUUUCCCUAUAGUGGGAGAAAAGCAAAGGGGGUGAUUAUCCCCCCCCCUCCAAAAAAGCUGGGAAAUUGUCAACACCUCCUCCCACUGGGUCCAUUCCUCCAAUCAUAAGAAGGACCCGGUGGAUCAGGCCAAGAGCACAUCUAGGCCAGCAUCCUGUUGCACAGUGGAUCAGUGCAUUUGGCUGUUAACCAGAAGGUUGGUGGUUCGAGCCCACCCAGGGAUGGCUGUGAGCAGGAUUCCUGCAUUGUAGAGGGCUGGAUCCCUUCCAGGUCUACAGUUUUGUGAUUCUAAGCGGGACCCGGGCACAAGAGUCCUCUGAGCUCCUGUGCUUUCCAGCAACCGGUGUUCAGAAACAUACCUGCUUUGAUCCAUGGAGGCAGCAGAGAAUAGGCUGGUAGCCAUUGAUAGCUGUAUCUAGGGCUGCCUAAUACAGUGGAACCUCAGUUUCCGAAUGUAAUACGUUCCAGAACAUCGUUUGACUUCCGAAACAUUUGAAAACCGAAAACUGAAAGUGGAAGCCUCAAUUUAAAAGGGAAACUCAAAACGGAAGACGUUCGGGUUCUGAAAAACGUUUGAAAACUGGACCAUUUACUUCCCAGUUUUCAGCGUUCAGGAGCCGAAACGUUCGAAAACAGAGCCGUUCGAGAACCAAGGCUUGACUGUACCUGGUUUUCAACAUCACGAUAUAUCACCAGCUAAACAUUGUGCUGUGUCGAUAUAUCACAAUAAAGAUGGAGCUGGUUUUCAACUUUGUGAUAUAUCACCAUCUAAACGUUAUGAUAAACUGAUUUAUCACAAUGUCUGAUAUGAGAAUAGGGAAGUCUUUUAAUGUUUAAUUAUGAUUUUAUAGAUGUUGGAAGCCAACCAGAGUGGCUGGGGCAACCCAGUUAGAUGGGUGAGUUAUAAAUGAUUUAAAAACAUUUCUUUUCUUUAUAACUUUGAAACUACUAAUAAAUAUUAUUUUUUUUAAAAAAAUAAAUGAUUUAAAAACAACAAAUACAAUAAUAAUUAGCUAGCUCCACGGUUCUUCCCAUGUUGUGAUUUUUGCAUAGCACACACACAAGCAAACAUUGUGAUUCGCGAUAUAUUGCCAGGUGAAAAAUUAUGAAAGCAGUAUCAUUUUAUGGACUUCAAACCGGUUUGGCUAUUCAAGUUGUUGACCAUCAGUUUUAACUCUUUGCUGCGUUAAGAAUCCAGUUCAGAAACUUCAGCAAUAAAGCGAAAACAGAAGCUGCCAAGAGACAACCCGCGUGUUUUCCCGCAACUCGCCCACUCGAGCCCUUAAUUCCUCCAGGACAGCAAGCAAUAUCUAAUCUCAUCGAUCUUCACAACAGUAAAAUAGGUCAUUGGUGCUCCUAAUUAAUGAGCGGUGAUCCUUGCCUUUUCCAGGAUCUCCACCCUGGCCAUUUCCGAUCCGUCCGGUUUUUUGCGCAAUCGGUGCACAACGGCAGCAGCGCACUCCCCACGCAUCAAGGAGUCGUGGUUUUCUUGUGGGGAUUCCUCGUUCGCCACACGGCCAGCCUGCAAUAUUUUGGACGCAGGGGUGGGGUUAAAUGCCAUUCCAAGCCCAUUCAGAUGUCAUAUCCGCUGUCAGUAAUGAUUUGCUAUGUGCCCGGGCCUGUACUUAACAGUAGGGGAAAGUUGGAAGCUACAGUGGUACCUCGGGUUAAGUACUUAAUUCGUUCCGGAGGUCCAUUCUUAACCUGAAACUGUUCUUAACCCAAAGCACCACUUUAGCUAAUGGGGCCUCCUGCUGCUCCCGCGCCGCCAGAGCACGAUUUCUGUUCUCAUCCCGAAGCAAAGUUCUUAACCCAAGGUAAUAUUUCUGGGUUAGCGGAGUCUGUAACCUGAAGCGUAUGUAACCCGAGGUACCACUGUAUUCCUGAAUACUCAGACUCCACUUGUGUUUUUUGUUGUUGUUAAAGGUUGUGAAGAGUGACAUCUAUGGCGCAACCAUAUUUUGGAAUACUGUGUACUGUUCUGAUCACCUUACCUCAAAAAGGAUAAUCUUAGGGUUGCCAUACGUCUGGAAUUUCCCGGACAUUCCUGGAAUACUGUAGUCGGAAGGGUUGUCUGGGCAGAAAUCGUUCUUGCCGAUUUCUGUAAAAAAAUAUCUCAAAAAUGGCUAAAACAGUAGGCCUUGUGGAAAUCCACCCAAACUGAAUGGAGGAAGUUUCAGGACAGAAUCCUCUUCAUGAAGCGCAUGAACUAUGGAACUCACUCCCACAAGAGGCUGUGACGGCGACUGAUUUCGAUGGCUUUAAAAGGGGACUGGGCAAAAUUCACAGAGGAAAAUGCUAUCAAAGGCUAUUAGCCACGAUGUCUACGUUCUGUCUACGGCUGGGCGAUACCUGCUUUCCAACAUCACGAUGUAUCACCACGGCGAUAGAGCAUUGCAUCGUGGUGUUGAAAGGGAAGGAGCAUUUGUGAGGCACCGAGGUGCAACCGCUGCCGCCACCAGCUCCUGGCGCUGGGAGGAAGGCAAGGCCCACCUGCGAUUUACCGCCAGGUGAAGGCGCCAUUGUCCUGACCCUCAAACCGGUUCCGGACGAUGUACUGAUGAAUAAGGCCUGUCACGUUGAAGAGACAUGUCUUCUUCCUGUUUUUGUUUGUUUCAGGCGUUUGCAUAUUAGUUUCAGAUUAAUCUGUUUGGCUGUGCGGUGCUGUAAUAACGGGAGGCCUUUAUGUGGCAGGAUAUUAAAACGGGGAGUCAAACCUGAGGAAACGAAAUCAACUCCUGUCAAAAGCAUCCACCGCCCAAAGAAGCCCAAACUCAAAUGUAAUAAGAGCUUGACAAAACAGGUCAAUCCAAAUGAUAAAACUGGGAACGUUGUUGUUUAAUGUGUUUUUAAAAACGCCGUUUAUCUGUUUCAAAACAGGAGCAAAGUUUGCUACAGUCGCUGGCUUGCUGGAACUGUUGUUAGCCGCUCUGGGCCCGGCUUUGGCUGGCGAGGGCGGGAUAUAAAUACAUUAUUAUUAUUAUUAUUAUUAUUAUUAUUAUUAUUAUGAGGUGGUCUUUUGAGUGGCUGGACUACAGCUUCCAUGGGACCCAGCCACCAUGAUGGAAUAGCCCCAGGAGGUGAUAGGAGUUGUAGUCCAGCCCUGUCUCAAAAGACCACAGGACUUUGGUUAGGAUAUUCCAGGAAACCAGUGGCUCAGGACCUGGGGGUGAUGGGAGUUGUAGUCCAGCAACAUCUGGAGGGGCAUUGCAGGCAUGUGGUUUGAAACAGGGCGGGCGAGACGGCCUCCCGCCUGCCUGAGGAUUUAUUCUUUAUUUUAUCUUUUUUUUAUUUUAAUGAUAUUUAUUAAAGUUUCAAAAAAUACAAAAACAGAAAAUAAAAAUAGAAGAAAAUACAAAAUACAGAAAAAAGGAUAAAGUUUUUAAGAUAUAGCAAAAAAAAUAAAAAUAAAAGGAAACAUACAAAAUAAAAACAAUUAAAAACACAUCACUAGUUUUCCAUAACAUAUCCUCCUUUCACUUAUUUCCCCGGACCUCCUCGUACCUCCCUUUUUUGUAUUCCAGUUCAGUUUGUUAGUUCAGCAAGUCCUUACCAUUAAGCUUUUACCCAUUUAUAAAACCUUUUUCCGUAUCUCUUAAAGCAUUACAGCUGGAAACCACUUAGUUUCUAUCCAACAUCCUUCUAAAAUUCCUUAAUUUUACAAUAUUUCUGUAAAUAGUCUUUAAAUUUCUUCCGGUCUUCUUUCACCGACUCUUCUCCCUGGUCUCGGAUUCUGCCAGUCAUUUCCGCCAAUUCCAUUAUUCUUUAUUUUAUCACGCCCUCCAAGGAGCUGCAUACAUGGCUUUCCCCAUUUUACCCUCGCAGCAACCCUGUGGGGUAGGCUAGGCUCAGAGGCAGUGAUGAAUCCUCGCGCCCAGUGAGCUUUGUGACAGUGUGGGGGAUUUGAACCCGGGCCUCCGCCGUGAAGCGCGCUGGGUGACCGCAGACCCAUCAUGGUGUCUCAGCCUAUCCCGCCUUGUAGGGUUGGGCUGAGGAGAGCGGGCAAAAAGGAGCAGUUCAAGAACGGAUGGGAGCCAGGAGGAGCUCUGGUUGUGGCUCCUGGUAUUGUUUUGGUUUCUUCACCAAGUGGCCAUGGCAGUGUCACCCUGAGGCAUUGUGGGAAAUUUAAAAUGGUGUCACCUAAGGUGUGCUUGAAACCUUUCUUUUUUAAAAAAAUAAUAAUAAAUUAUUUGUUUUUUAACAUGUCAUUUUCAACAAUUAUUAAACAUACUUUUAUAUCUUAUACAAUUUUUUGACUUCCAUCAAUCACAUCUGAAAAUUUUCCAGUCUUUUCACUUAAUAUACAUUUCUUACUUUCACUAUUACAUUUAAAUCUCAUAACUAAUAUCUCUCUUCUUUGCAAUAUUUCAUAUGUUUCUCCUUACAAAACUUCUUGUAGUCCUACUAGCGUAAUUUGUUGAUUACAGUUGCUCUUCAAAUAGUUCGUAUAUUUCUUCCAAUCUUCUGUAAAUCUCUGGUCCCGCAGGUUUCGAAUCCUUCCUGUCAUUUUGUCCAAUUCUGCGUAGUCCAUUAAUUUUGUCUGCCAUUCUUCUUUUGUUGGUGAAACCUUUCUUUUUGAGGGGCAACUAGGGCAGGCCUUAGCAGGCAGCUCUGGCAAAUGACCAAAAGUGUUGUGUGCUGGUGCCAGGGCUGAGGAGCUUUUCUCGGAGAGGCCGGGAGGUUCUGGCCUGCUGUGGUUUCCUUGCCACAGGCGGCCAUGUGCUUUUUGGGUGCAGAUUGGGAGUGCUGAAGCGCUCUUGACUUGAGCAUCCCUUCAUACCCCUCAGUUUGGUCCAUGCCUUGAGUUCGAGUUCUGACACUUUGGGUUCCUUCAGGCAAACAUGAAAUGUAGCAACUUUUCCUUUAGGGAAAGAUGUUUUGUGGUCACUGACAGAGCACCCAGGCACCCAGGGUUUAAUACCUGGCAUCUCCAGGGCUUGGAAUGUCCUCAACGGCUGCUGCCAGUCCGUGUAGACAAUGUUGAGCUGGUAUAAGGCAGCUUCACCUGUUGCUUUUAAAAAUCAGCCCUUUGUUUAGCACCAUGAGGACUAGAAUCUUGCUUUGUUUCAUGCGGAUGGACCAUAGCUCAGGUGCAGAGCAUCUGCCUUGCAUACUGGAAAGGUCCCAGGUUCAAAUCCUGGUGUCUCCAGCUAGAGCCGUGGAAACUCCUACCACAAACCCUGGAGGGCAGCUGCCAGCCAGAGCUAGACGGACCAAAGUUCUGAUUCCUAGGUUCCUGAGGCUGCCUGUGAACGUGUUUUUUUUUUGACAUACCGAAGCCAUUCCCGCCAAACAUGCCCGUUACUUCCUGGUGGCGCAUUGCAAGGGGGUCAUGUGCCCAUGCGUGGGUUUUGGCUGCCACAUUCCCCGACGAUGCAUCACUCCUAGUCGGGGGUCCUUUGUCUUGGGGCUGGGCUCUCGGCCCGUCGCCCUGGGGGCUCCCCGCUGACCCUUUUUGCUUCCACUCACGUGAAUUAAUCGGAGCUGACAUCUGCUUGUUUAGCAGAGCUGGGCAGCUGGAUCGAAGCAGUGGGUGGGGGGCGCCUGCAAAGGCUGUGCCCCCUCACUUUUUUGGGGGGUGCUUUUGGAGAGAGUCCUUUCCUGUACAUCAUCAAACCUUGGGCUUUAUACUAGGAUAAAGAGAAGUCCGUGAGGGAUGGAUUUGUGUGUUAAGAUAGAAACUUCUUCAGGAUUGCUAGGUACAGGUUUCUGUUGUGAAGAGUCUUCUACAGACAAAUGGUUUUGGUCAAGAAUGCGAAAGAAACAGGAUGAUACUGCUGUGAUUGAAAAAAAGGGAGGUAAAAUAAACCACGGGACGUGGGUGGCGCUGGGGGUUAAACCACAGAGCCUAGGACUUGCCGAUCAGAAGGUCGGCGGUUCGAAUCCCCCGACGGGGUGAGCUCCCAUUGCUCGGUCCCUGCUCCUGCCAACCUAUCAAUUCGAAAGCACGUCAAAGUGCAAGUAGAUAAAUACUUCCCAGCGGGAAGUUAAGUGGCGUUUCCAUGCGCUGCCCUGGUUCGCCAGAAGCGGCUUAGUCAUGCUGGCCACAUGACCCGGAAGCUGUAUGCCAGCUCCCUCGGCCAAUAAAAUGAGAUGAGCGCCCCAACCCCAGAGUUGGCCACGACUGGACCUAAUGGUCAGGGGUCCCUUUACCUUUAAAAUAAACCACAGGAUUAAGAGCGUCUAGCUGCAUAAAAUCUGUAAGGCAAGCUCAGAAAGAACUUGCAGCAAUAUACUGUAGUCCAGAAAUCCCUCACAACUCCCCUGAGAGUGAUAGCACCAUUUUGCAGAAUGAGGGUGCCCGCUGCCCCCCUGUGUGACUCCCUGCUCUAGCCCAAGAUCCUUCUGAGGCAGGCAAUGCUUUCUCAGUGCUGAAAUCAGAUGUGUCUGGCUUGUUUAGUCAUGCCCAAUGCUGCUAUAAAGUACUUGCCCUCGGAGGAGGGUGCUGGUUGCCCCUCUGCACGAGUGCCCGCUAUGCUUUUUGGCUGCUUUCACUCAGGCACUGCUAAAGCGAUGGAGUAAUUCUACCACAUUUCAGCGUUGGAUGAGAGGUAAACCUGUUGAAGAAGGUGUGUGUGUGGGGGGGAGAUUACAGGCACCUUCUUUCCACGAGUGGGUGUUUUCUGCCUCAUGGGAGCUGUGAAUUAUAUUUAAUUAACUUUGGGAAAAUCCCAGCAUUUUCCCUCAGGGACUUUUCGAACGUGUAAACCACAGCAAACCUGUGAAAUGCUUUCUUUUUCGGAACGGGCAAAAUGCUUUUUUUGCAAUGCUCAGAGUGCGCCGUCUGAAGACAUUUAUGUAAGGCAGGAGUGGAGGGAACAGUGUUGAACUACAACGCCCAUCAUCCUUGACCAUUGGGCCUCCAAUCCAAGAGGCUCCUCUGUGCCUAGAGCAGGGGUGGGGAGCCUGUGGCCCCCCCCCCCGGUUGUUGUUGCACUCCGACUCCUAUCAGCCCCAGCCAGCAUGGCCAACAGUGGGGGAUGAUGGGAGUUGUAGUCCAGCAACGCCAGGAGAGAGACAGAUUCCCAUGCCUGCUGCAGACCUAAGGCAACACUGCUGUUGUCUUCCGACUCCCAUCAGUCCCACAGCCAGAAUGGCCCAGUGGUCAGGGGCAGUGGGAGUUGUAGUUCAGGUUGCUGGCCUUUGAUGUGGGAACUUGAGGAGUCAUCGGCCACACCUUAAAUAAGGGCCUGGGAGCAAACUGGAUGCCAACGCGGAUUAGGAAAGGCUUGGCAUUCGUGUUCUCAGCAUCCGGUCUUAGCUGAAAGGAGAGUCGUGGUGUUCUCCAACUGAUGGAAUUUCUGACGUGUCUCCAAAGAACUCUCUGAUAAUCUUCUCCGUCUUCUGCAGCUCCCCUGGCUUCUGUUCACUGCAUGCUUUUGGCCUAUUUUGCCCAUGAGAACUAGAAACGUAAUUGCUGUUGGGUGGUGCUUUGUUUUUAAAGAAAGCUGAUUCUUAGGGAUCUUCCUUUUGCACCCAAUACUACACUGGGUCACUUAAUCAAAAGCAACCUUUUACCUUUUCUGUUGUCAUUGCUGUUUUUUAGAUGCCAGGCUCGUUUUAAUCCGGGUUCUUCUCCUUCCAGAAAGUGCCCCAUCUAGGAAGGGGCACAGAAAAAAUACAUAUUCUUUUUUUUAAAAUAAUAUUUAUUACUUUUCCAACAAUUUAAACACUACAAAAAAAGAAAUAAACAAUACAAUACAAAAACAAUACCUAACACUAACACAGUAAACUAACAAAACAAAACAAAAACAGUUUAAAACACAUCAAACAGUUUCAAUAUCUUAUCUUUCAUUCGCUUAUUUCAAUGACCUCCUCACACCUCCCUUUUUGUAUUCCACUUCUAUUAAUUGUUUCAGCAAUUCCUUUCCAUCUUCCUCUGCUUUCUAUCCUUUAAUUAUCUUAACACAUUCUAACCUUAUUUUUCCCUUUAAUACUCUAUCAGUCUAUUUAUACUUAAUUCCUUAUAACAUUUCUACUAAAGCCAUAUAACUUCAUUCCAACGUUUUCCUAACAUUCAUUAAUUUUACAGUAUUUCUGUAAAUAGUCUUUAAACUUUUUCCAGUCUUCUUCCACCGACUCUUCUCCCUGGUUUCGGAUUCUGCCAGUCAUUUCCGCCAAUUCCAUAUAGUCCAUCAACUUCAUCUGCCAUUCUUCCCGGUGGGUAAAUCUUGUGUCUUCCAAUACUUCGCGAUGAGUAUUCUUGCUGCUGUUGUUGCAUACAUAAAAAAAAAUUCUAUCCUUCUUUGACACCAAUUGGCCAACCAUGCCCAGGAGAAAGGCCUCUGGUUUCUUCAGAAAGGUAUAUUUGAGUACCUUUUUCAUUUCAUUAUAGAUCAUCUCCCAGAAUGUCUUAAUCUUUGGGCAUGUCCACCAAAAGUGAAAGAAUGUACCUUCAGUCUCAUUACAUUUCCAACAUUUAUUGUCGGGCAAAUGAUAAUUUUUUGCAAGCUUGACUGGUGUCAUGUACCACCUAUAAAUCAUUUUCAUUAAAUUUUCUCUUAGGGCAUUACAUGCCGUAAAUUUCAUACCUGUGGUCCAUAACUGUUCCCAGUCAGCCAUCAUUAUGUUAUGUCCAACAUCUUGUGCCCAUUUAAUCAUAACUGAUAUGCCGAAAAAAUACAUAUUCUCUCCAUCUUGCCCUUAAGACUCUACCCAGGCCACAUCUCUCAUUGACUUUGUUUUGGCCACUCUUUAGUGCUUUUGCCUGGCUGGAAUGUGUCCUCGAACCCUGGUCAUGCCUCUUCCUUGCCAGGAUGUAGGAAACAGAGGGGCAUGGGCAAGUCUGUUCGUAGCAACUCACCAGCCUACUGCCCAAAGGUAACAUUUACCACUGUUGCUCCUUCGGCUUUUGAGCAUGGUCCCGCCCAACCCUGCCACACUGCCCCCAGAAAGUUGCCCUGCAAGGAAUGUGGCCCUCUGGCUCAAAACUCCUCCCUAUCCCCUGAUCGCUUUGGCCGCUGACUGAUUUGCUUCUCCCCAUUCGCAGAUUCCUCGAAGAAGACUAUGCCGUCCAGGUCUCCAUCAACGAUUACCUGGAUAUCUACUGCCCACACUACGAGCAGCCUCUGGCAGCGGGGAGCCCAGAAUCCUUCACUUUGCUCAUGGUGGACAUUGAGGGCUACCGGGGCUGCUACGAGACGCCGGGAGCCUUCAAACGCUGGGAAUGCAACCGGCCCUACGCUCCUUACGGGCCGGUCCGCUUUUCGGAGAAAAUCCAGAGGUUCACCCCUUUCUCGCUGGGCUUUGAGUUUCAGUUGGGCCAUGACUACUACUAUAUCUGUGAGUUGGGCCUUUGGCAGGCAUGGAUGGGAUGGUUCCGAGUCGACUUGAGGGCCAAAUUGUACAAGGUUUUCUCUGAGAGAGAGUUAUGAAUGGGAUUUAGUGCUGCACCAAACUUUUUUUUAAAAAAUAAUUUUUUAUUUGAUUUUCAAUAAUCUAUAUAAAAACCCAUUCCAAAUCCGAAUGUCAAAAUUACUCUGAAUCUCCUGACUCCCCCCCACCCAAAUCCCUUCCAUGGGCCCUAUUGAUCCUAUUUUCAACUUCAUAUCACAUUUUUUAAUCUUUCUAAAUUAUCCAUACAUACUGUUACAUUACAACUGUGUUUAAAAAAGAUCUUGUCUUCUUGGUCCCUGAGCUUCCCAGUUACUUUUGCCAUUUCGGCAAAGUUUUAAUUUACAAGUUUUGAGAUGGGGUUUAAGCAGCACUUUCUCUGUUACAUUUCUGUGUGUGUGUAAAUUUUUUUGGGGGGGGGGUUAAAAAUGUAUUUAUUUGUAUUCAAAUUUAUUUCUUGAUUUAAUAAAUUUAUCUCACGCUGUUGAUCCAAAGGCCACAUAGAGGGUUUAGGAUAUGGUGUGUUUAUCUGUUGCAUUUAUAUCCCACCUUUUUCUCCAGGGAGCUCAAGGUGGCAGCAGUAUUCAGAAAUAAUAGCCCUGUUUGGACAGUGGCUAAGCUUUGGGUGCUCCUCUGAACCCUUUCUGGUAAUCUGUGAACUUAACCUCACCCAUUCAUUGUUAUGGCAUCUGUGACUGAGCCCUAACCCUGCCCUUGACCGCCUAUGUGGUGUAGUGGUUAGAGGGCCAGACUGGGGCCUGGGAGACCCUGGGUUCAAACCUCCACUUGGUCACAAACUCAUUGAGUGGCUCUGAGGCCAUUUCUCUCUCUGCCCCACUGGGUCGUUGCAAGGAUUAAAUGGAGGAGGGGGCAGCGACACCUUGUUCCCUUCCUUGAGCUCCUUGGAAGAACAUAACGAGAGCUGGAUCAGGCCAAUGGCCCAUCUAGGCCAGCAUCCUGUCCAACCAGAUGCCUCUGGGGAACCUGCAAGCAGGAUUCGAACACAGAAGCCCUCUCCCGUCUUGUGGUUUCCAGCAAAUGGUAUUCAGAAGCCUCCAACUGCAGAGGCAGAGCUCAGCCACCGCAGCCAGUAACCAUUGACAGCUUUCUCCUCCGUGAAUUUGUCCAGUUCUCUUGUAAAACUAUCCAAAUUGGUGGCCAUCAUUGCCUUCUGUGGGGGCUACUUCCGUCGUUUAACCAUGUGCUUCCCCCAGAGGAUUAUGGGGGCUGUAGUUUGGUGCUGGGAGGUUUGACUUUCUUGCAUUCUAACCUCCCUCUCUCUUAUCUCUGGGUCCUUUCCCUCCCCAUAGCUAUCCCCACUGCAGAGAGUCCCGGACGCUGCUUGAAACUGCGGGUUUCAGUUUGCUGCAAGACAACCAGUGAGUCCGUCUAUUGUCUGUCCGUCUUGUUCAGGCAGGGAUGGGGGGAAUAAUAGGCAUCAGCAGGGACCCCCCCCCCCGGUACAGAGAACCAAGUAAAUAAUCCACUCAGAGAAAUAAACUGACCUAUGCACACCUGAAUUGUUCAGCAAUCGCUUCUCCGAUAAGGACCAGGAGAAAAUUCUGAAAAGCCAACCUGGAGAUCAGGGAUAGGAAAACCUCAAGCCAAAUGUGGCCCUCGAGACCUCACUCUCUGGCCCCUAAGACUCUCCCUAAGCCACACCCCUUCACUGGCCCAACCCUCCCUGAAUGUUUUUGCCUGGCUGGAAUAUGCCCUUGAUCUCUGUGUGUAGAAACUAGUCUAGUGUACCAAGGUAAAAAUUUGCAUUUAUUGCCCCCGCCUCCUUUUCCCUGUGGCCCUGCCCACUACUGGUGUGCGGCCCCCGGAAGCUUGUCCAGAAUGGAAUGUGGCCCUCCAUCUCUGCAAGUUUCCCUGCCCCUGAUUUAGAUAAUGGGUGUUCCACUUUAGCUAGAUCUGCUUUCCUUAAAUGUGUAUAUAUUGAGGGGGAAACUCGUCAAGGACCGGGAGAGGACGUUUGGUCCUGUCUGCGCCUUCUGAACUGACCCGUUCGUUUUUAUUCUAGCCGUAGAGCCUGUGACGGAGGGUCCCAAAUCUCAACCACGUGGGAGAGGCAGCUCCGAGGGUGAGUGGGGCUCGGGCAAGGGGGUAGCAGCAAGGCAGUUGGUUGCAUUUAAAGCGCAUGAUUUUAAAGAGGCAUCCUCAGUGUGCCUUGUGCUUUACUGAGGAAUAUGACAAACAGAGGAAAGUUCUCUUCUCCAAAGAGCUUACAAUCACACAUUUCUCUGUCCAUGACAAAGACAGAGGAGGUGAUGGGAAGGCAGCUGAAAUGUACACUGACUGAGUAGAUCUAGCUGAUGUGUUCUUAGGCUUCAAUCCAGUCAGCGAUGACAGCGAAAAGGUUGCCAACUGACCCUUAAAAACCAGCCUAACCGCUCUUGUGCCUUGAGCAAAAUGGGGGGAGCUCCAACUGGCCAGCGAAGCUUUUAUUUAUUAUUGUUAUUCUUUUCAUUUAUAUCUCACCUUUCCCCCCAAGGAGCUCAAGGUGGCAUAUUUAUGAAUCUUCCCCUUCCCCAUUUUAUCCUCACAACAGCCCUGUGAGGUAGGUUAGGCUGAGAGGCAAGCAUGGUUGGUUGGGGAUUUGAACCCUGGCCUCCGAGGUCCUAGGCAAACACUCUUGACUUUUACACCACACCGGGAACACAGAGCGGGAGCUUAUCUCCCCUCAGGCUAAAAGUGUGUGCAGCGUGGCUCAAGCUGGUGUUAAUAGGUGUUGUUAAAACUUACAGGAAAGUUGGCAACCCACUCAGGUGUUUUGCCAAAGAGUUCACACACGCGGAAGACAGUCUUGAGGAAGGAGGGUGGUGGGAAAGACGGAGAGAGAGAGAGAGAGAAGAUAAGCACCAAUUAUUGGUAUUCCAAGAUUUGGCAAAUCACCUUUUUGGGAAAUAAAAUAUUGCACAAGCUGGAGGUUUUCAGGGGCCAAAAAGGCUUGAGGUGGCCUCCUUGGCAUUUGAUCCAAUUUUAUUUUAUAUACAAUCACCAAGGCUCCAGGUAACCUCAGGUCUAUGCGAUUGUCUCGAUCUACCGCUGUCUGAAGUUAUUCUUUAUCUCCCUUUUUGAAAUAAAAACAUGUACCUGUUUUGAUUCAGACCACGGAGCCUUUUGCAAUUAUAGGCCGCACACCCUUUUCCUCUUGGCAUGUCUUAUUAUUGACGCAGUAAAUCACACUGCUGUAUGCUAUGCUUUUUUAUUGGCAAUUGUGACAAUGUACCUUUUUUUAAACAACUAAUGUUUCUUCAUUUCUUGAAACCUGUUUGUUAUUAGAGUUCAUUUUAAGAAAACUGGGGGAGAAAGGAAAAGGAAAUUAGAACUAGGCGGGACUUUGAGGAUGGAAUUGCAGAGAUAAGGGGUAGCGAGGGACUCUCAUCAUCCCUGAGCAUCAGGCAAUUGCAGCUGGGGAUGGUGGGAGUUGGCAUCUGAAAACAUCUGGGGGUUCAUGGGCAUCUGGGGGUUCAUGAGUUCCCGCUUUAUACCUUUGUAAGUGCAUUUAAUAUGGUCCCUGAUUGGUUGGGCCGUUGGUUGGGCCGAAGGUUCUCCACAUCUCUGCCUAUUUGGUACCUACUGGUACCUCCCAUCAUCCAGCCAAGGGCCUUCUGGCAGUUCCCUCACUGUGAAAAGUGAAGCCACAGGAAACCAGGCAGAGGGCCUUCUCGGUGGUGGCGCCCACCCUGUGGAAUGCUCUCCCAUCAGAUGUCAAGGAAAUAAACAACUACAGUCAUACCUUGGGUUAAAUUUGCUUCAAGUUGAGCGCGUUCGAGUUGCGCUCCGCGGCAACCCGGAAGUAGCAGAGCGCGUUACUUCCGGGUUUCGCCACUUGCGCAUGCGCAGAAGCUCAAAAUGACGUCAUGCGCAGAAGCAGUGAAAAGCGACGCGCGUGUGUGUGCGUGCAGACGUGCCAUCGCUAGAUACGUUUACCUCUAGAUGCGAACGGGGCUCCGGAACAGAUCCCGUUCGUAUCUAGAGGUACCACUGUGCAGUGGAACCUCGGUUGUCGAACGCUUUGGAAGCCGAACGAUUCAGAACCCAAACGCCAACAACCCAGAAGUGAAUGCUUCCAUUUUCGUACGCACCUCGGAAGUCAAACGGCUUCCGAGGCAUGUUUCUCCAUUUUUUAAAAAGGAAUUUGCCAACUGGCAAUUGCACCUCGGUUGUCAAACGUUUUGGAAGUCGAAUGGUCUUCCGGAACGGAUUACGUUUGACAACUGAGGUUGCACUGUACACUGGAUGCUCGGGUUGCAAACGUGAUCCGUGCGGCUUGCACGUUCGCAACCCGCAUCUGCGCACGCGUGGGUUGUGAUUCGGUGCUUCUGCGCAAAGCACGAUUUAGCGCUUCUGCGCAUUCGCAACCGCUGAAACCCGGAAGUAACCUGUUCCGGUACUUCUGGGUUUCGGUGAUCCGUAACCCGAAAAAAACACAACCUGAAGCAGCUGUAACCCAAGGUAUGACUGUAUCUGACUUUUAGAAGACGUUUAAAGGCAACUCUGUAUAGGGAAGUUUUUAAUGUUUGAUGUUUUAUUUUGUUCUUAAUAUUUUGCUGGGAGCUGCCAAGAGUGGUUGAGGCAACCCUGUCAAAUGGUCAUAACACACAACAACAACAACAACAACUCCCCAUUUUUUUCUCUGUUCUCCCUGCACAGAUGCCGCUGUAGCCCCCGGACAUAGCUCUGCCCCUUCCUGGUCCAGCGGGGCCUGCUUGGGGCUGGCUCUCUUACCCUUCCUGUGGCUCUGACCCCACCCCCACCCCCAGGGCCGGGGACUCUUAAGAGGCUCCAGGCCGGGGUGAGGAGCGAGGGCGGCGCUUGGUCAUCCUCGUCCCCCACUCGCAAGGAUGCUGGAUUCCUCACUUGGCACUUUAGAACUCAGAGGCAAUGUACUGGUGGGCCUCCUUCACAGCCGGACCCCUUGCUCCCCAGAGACGAGCUGAACUCCCAGAUGCUGCGUCAACCCAGCCAAAAGGGGCCAGGACACCCCCAUAAGUCUCAGUAGGCCCACCCCCUUCUCCGUUUGGAUCCGCUGAGGCAAGAGGAAGACCUUUGGCCUGGAGGUAAGGCUUGGAGCAGGCAAGGUGGUGGUGGGCCAAGGGGGAAACCUUUUGGCUAGACUACUACAAUGCUCUCUGUGUGGGGCUGCCCUUGAUGUUGGUCCAGAAGCUGCAACUGGUGCGAUAUGCGGCGGCUCAGCUGCUCGCUGGGGAAGGAUAUCGGCAACACAUUACCCCACUGUUGAAAGAACUACCCUGGCUGCCAAUUGGUGAUGAGGCUAAAUUCAAUGUGCUGGUUCUGGUGCAGAAAGUCCUCUAUAGCAUGGGACCAGGAUGCCUGGAAGAUCGUCUUGCCCCUUAUAUAACCAAUGGAUCACUGUGCUUUCCAGGUGAAGGCCACCUGUAGUUAUCAUCUUAUUAGCAGGUCUUUUCCCAACUCUCUGGAAUUCUCUCCCAGUGAAUAUUAGGCAGGUGCCAGGCACUGUUUUCUUAUCGGCACCUUCUGAAGACCUUCCUGUUACAAAUAUAAAGAUCCUAGCCUGCAUCUGUAUUGGGAUUGUUUACAAUAUUUUUGUUUUGUUUUGUUUUAUCCCUUGCUGCUUACCGCCCUGGGCUCCUUUGGGAGGAAGGGUAGGAGAGAAAUCAUAUAAAGAAAUAAGAGUUUAAAUAAAGCCAUAACAGUAGGACCAUGAAGGAUAUUGACUCUGGCCCCCUCAUUAAUGCAGGAUCUACAAUGCAGGCUACAGCUACAGCAAGGAUGGGAGAUCCUGCAGCCUUCCCAGAGGAUGUUGGACUCUGGCUCCCAGCAGUUCCAGCAUAGCCAAUCGGCAGGGAUGUUGGGAGCCCAGCAACCUCAGGGUAGACCAAAGGUUCCCCCACACUUGAGUUGGAACCAUGAGGACUGGAAUCUUACUUUUUUUCUGGAGGAAUUGAGGUAGCUCAGUGCAUUUGCUUUGCAGGGUUUCUGGGUAGAGACGCCUGCCUGAAACCCUGGAGGGUUGCUGCCAGUCAGAGCAGACAGUAUUGAGCUGGGCAGUCCACCAUCCUUGACCAAUGGCCAUGCUGGCUAGGGCUGAUGGGAGUUGGAGUCCAGCAAUCUCUGGGAGGGCCACAGGUUGCCCGUCCUUGAUAUACAGUGGACUCUCGGGUUGCGAACAUGAUCUUUGCGGGAAGCACGUUCGCAACCCGCAGCGCUGCGCAUGCAUGGGUUGCGAUUGGCGCUUAUGCGCAAAGCACGAUUUAGCACUUCUGCACAUGUGCAAGCGCCGAAACCUGGAAGUAACCUGUUCCGGUACUUCUGGGUUCGGCACGGUGCGCAACCCAAAAUCGCACAACCUGAAGCGUCUGUAACCCGAGGUAUGACUGUACAGAGUGCCUUAAGAGGUGAAUGAAAAGAGUAGGAUUUUAGAGUUUGGAGAGGUCUGGAGAGGCCAUGUCUCCUGACCUCAUGCUUGGCGCAGGGAUCUCACAAUGUUCAGCAUCCUUGAUGGCCGUCCACCCACCCUCUGCUUAAAUAAAUCCAGGGAAGGCGAGUGUGCUGGUCUCGGGGGCUAACCGAGAGGCAAGGUCCAAGUCCAGUCCGAGGUCAGGGGUCCGGUAUGGAGGCUGUCCGUCAAAGGCGAGGCGGGGUCCAAGGCAGGGAGUCGGGUGAGGUCAGGAACUCUGGCAGAAGAGCAGGACAGGGUGCAGGCAGGAACAGGUUACCAACAAUGUUGUUCCCGCAACCUGGGACUGGGGCUGACUGGCUUUUAUCUGCCCCGAGGCAUAGGGCGGCCGCAGUCCACAGGUGACUCGCCUCUCCUGGCCUGGAGGCGAGCACUCCUCCUGCGGGAACUUACCAUAUUUUUCGCCCUAUAGGGUGCACCGGCCCAUAGGGCGCACCUAGCUUUUGGGGGGGGGGAAUAAAGAAAAAAAAAAUUAUUUCCCCCCCCCCCCAAGCGCGGGGCUGGGGCGGUUGAAGCCCGAGCUUCCCCCGACCCCAGCUCCCAGAACAGGCUGCUAUCCGCAAGCCUUGGGAGCCCGGCGGGAAGUCGCGCCGGGCUCCCAAGGCUUGCGGAGAGCUGCCCGAAGCCUGGAGAGCGAGAGGGGUCGGUGCGCACUGACCCAUCUCGCUCUUCAGGCUUCAGCGAAAGCCUGCAUUCGCUCCAUAAUACGCACACACAUUUCCCCUUACUUUUUAGGUGGGAAAAAGUGAGUCUUAUAUAGCAAAAAAUACGGUAGUUCCCUCCGCCUCUCUGCCCUGAGCCUCUGCAGCUCAGGAGAGGCUGGAGGGUUACUGGACCCAGAGGCAACCUCCUCUUCCCCUGACGGGGCUGAGAAUGGAGCACCAGAGCAGACUCAGCUGGUGCCUGCACCUGAGGAUCCAUCACAGGUGAGGACCCUUCAGGCUCAGGCCCCAGCCCCGGCUCAGCAGGUUCUGGAGCGGGGGACUCCUGUGCAGUCUGGGAUUCCUCAGGUUCAGCCUCUGAGACCGAAUCCCAGGCCAUCACAGCGAGCUCGCCGCCUCUGGAGUUGGCCUGCUCGACUGUCCUACAUCUCUUACACGUUAGGACAUUUAACUUGUUUAGAUACAGCUUAAUUGCAUCUGCUUUCUGGUGGCGCACAGGUAACUCAACAACACGAUAAACAUUUAUCCAAAAGGCAGCUUAAAACUGUAAGAUCAGAAUUCGGUUAAAAUGCUUGCUGGGAUUUGUUUUGUUUUUUGAAAUUAAAGAGGCUCCAGGAAGGUCAACAGGGGAAGGAGGCCUGUUUGAUCUCGGCUGGGAGGGAGUUCUAUAGAACUAGCGUCCAUGAUACAGAACGCUCAACUGCCGAUGGAUGCAAACUGUGCAUAUGAGCCAUGGAGGCCUACUAACAGAGGCUCCUCCAAGACCAGGGCUGGCAUAUAAGGAUUUUGGGGGAAUGGCUUCAUGGGUCGAUUCUCCUCCCCUACCCUGGGGGCUUUUCCCUCCCUAAAUAUUUUUUGGGUAUACAGUGGUACCUCAGGUUACAUACACUUCAGGUUACAGACUCUGCUAAGCCAGAAAUAAUGCUUCAGGUUAAGUACUUUGCUUCAGGAUGAAAACAGAAAUCGUGCUCUGGCGGCGCGGCAGCAGCAGGAGGCCCCAUUAGCUAAAGUGGUGCUUCAGGUUAAGAACAGUUUCAGGUUAAGUAUGGACCUCCGGAAGGAAUUAAGUACUUAACCUGAGGUACCACUGUACCUGCAAGGACUGAGGUUCCACCCCAUGCCUCUUGGCAGUCUCUCCCUCUUCUUGUUCGAUGGUGCUGUUUUGACUGAGUGUAGGGACCAGCGCUAACCUCUGAACUUUGGAAAUAGCCAGUGGGUAGGUGGGGUGGGGUGGGGAGAUAAAGCGAGAUUAAAACAAGUGGACAACAAACAGCCGCAGAACUGCUGAGCUACUGGCAACAGGACAUUAGGAGGGAAGGGACAAGGCAGAAAAUUACAGAACAAAUCACAUAAUCUGCGGAGGCGGUUCAAAAUCAAAUAACAGAACCAUGAAAAUGUCAAAAGCCAAUAUGAAAGACCGGGAGGAGGCGUGACCAUUCGUGUCAGCAAAGGGCACUAAAAACAUGGGUAGUGUCUGUGUAUCGGCCGCAGCUCAGGGACAGAGCAGCUGCUUUGAAUGCUGAAGGUCCCUUUGAAUUGGCCCCUGCCCAGAAACCUGGAGAGCCGCUGCCAGUCAGUGUAGACAGUAUGGAGCCAGAUAGACUCUUGGUGUAAGGAAGCAAUCAUAUUUUUGUCAACCUGCUGGUGACAAUCAGAUAAAUUGAAUUUGAGGGGGCAAAUCUCUGGUUGUGUGCUAAUGUGGGGAGCUAAACAGAGCACCCAUGUUCAGAAGCAGUCUAUCUUCCAGGCAACAGAAGGAAUGGUCUGACCCAGCCAGACCCUUCUUAAUGUCUGUACAUUCCUCAGUGGGGAGAGGAAGGAACUCUGCACAUGCUUCAAGGCAGCCUUUGCAUUAAUGGUCAUGUCAUGUGUUCUGGGAGGGGGGGGUCGGUCUGAAGCCAGGUUGUGGGGAAAGGCCUUGGUAGUUGAGCCCCCCUGGUCUGCCUCUUAACAGGAUCUCUCUUGUUCUCUUCCGUACAGGAGUUGAUUCUCCGUGGUGACAUUCCUGUCGGAGGUCAGGUUGACCGUUUCUGGUGACCGCGAUGGUGUCGGAACGGGGAUUUUCCAGCUCGCCAAAAGGACUCAGAUUUGGUUUUUGGGGGAAGUGGCAUGGAAUUGGGGGGGAGGGAGAGAGACUGAAAUAUCUCUUCCGCAGCGCAGCAAAGGACUCACAAUAUUUGUGUCCAGGACUGUUGAUAUGCCAAAGAUGGGGAGAGACACUUUGCAGUCCGUGACACUCAAAGCCAAGCUGCUUUAAAAGAAGGGGAGCAGCGACUUCUCCCCACACCUUGCCCCUGUUUUAUGUCUCUGUCGAGCUCGGCUUCUCUCUCUCCCCUGCCCGGAAGCAAAAAACUGGACUGUGUCAGCCCCCCCCGCCCCCCCACCUUGUGUUCUCGGCGAGAACGACGAUGUUGACGCCUGCGCUUUUGUCUUCUAUGAAGACGCUUCCUCGGCGUCACCCAUUCCUGGUUUACGACUUCUUCGUUUUAAAUAUGUUGGGGUCCAUCCCCCCCCCACCAUUAAUUGUCAGUGACUGAGCCAAACGAUAAAAUUGUUUCGGAAACUCGG